AAACACUUUUUUAUCUUCUUUUUCGUGUCUGUCUGUCUGUCUCUGCGAUUUGUGUUGGGGUUUUAGACGAAAUUCGAGUUCGAGAGAAAGCGAGGGGUUUUGUGGGAUGGCUUCAACGCUGCUUUUGGUUGUCGUUUUUGUGUUCGAUCUGGUUGCUUUUGCGCUCGCUGUUGCCGCUGAGCAGCGAAGGUCCACUGCCAAGGUUCAAACUGAAGCAAAUUCGACCUAUUGUGUAUAUGAUUCUGACAUUGCAACUGGCUUAGGUGUGGGAUCAUUUCUGUUCUUAUUGGCAAGUCAAGCUCUGAUAAUGGUGGCAAGUCGAUGCUUGUGCUGUGGAAGGGCUUUGAGACCCAGCGGUUCUCGAUCGUGGGCGAUUACGCUCUUCAUUACCAGCUGGGUGCUUUUUGUCAUUGCUGAGGCAUGCCUUCUCGCGGGUUCAGUGAGAAAUGCGUACCACACAAAGUACAGUACUUCGUUUAUGGACGACCUUUCAUGUGAGACAUUGAGGAAAGGAAUCUUCGGAGCUGGGGCUGCAUUUGUCGUCCUCACAGGCAUAUUCUCGGAGCUGUACUAUGUUAGCUAUUCCAGGGCUAACGAAUCCCCGGCUCCCUAUAGCAGAGACGCUGGUGUGAGGAUGCAGAACCUUUAGAACCGAAACCAGUUGGAGGGAAGUGAGAGUGAUCUUGUAUCGUCACAUGCAAUUGGUUGACUAGUAACUGACGUGCCUAUCUUAUGAGUAUGGACUAACUUAACAGGACAUAUGAUUGAAUAUUUGAAAUGCUCAUGAUUUAUGUAUGUUUCGAAUAUUCGUGAUUUAUGUAUGAUAUUUGGGGUUUUAUGUUU
Messenger RNA from Pyrus x bretschneideri (Chinese white pear), 843 nucleotides. RefSeq lists its product as uncharacterized. The transcript has 3 exons. The record is from RefSeq and is a predicted model, not a curated record. Lineage: Eukaryota; Viridiplantae; Streptophyta; Magnoliopsida; Rosales; Rosaceae. The coding region runs from base 107 to 649 and encodes 180 amino acids.